GCGUCGGUAGCCCACUCGUCACUGGCGAGAGAGGGGCGGGGUGGCCGGGGCUGGCGCUCUUCUCGGUCGUAGCUCCAGGCCCGCCCCGGCGCCCCGGCCCCCUGCAUGGGAGUAUAUAUUCUCGUCGAGUGCCGGGGGCUGGUGAGUGGCCACGCUGUGGGAGUUGGAGCCAAGAGGAUCUGCAUCCUCUCCGGGAAAGGUUUACAGGUGUAGAAAGUACACAAAACUUGACUACCAGGACAUUAUGAAUGUUAAUGACCUCAAAUGCAGGUUGUCCAAGGCUGGACAAGAACACCUGCUACAGUUCUGGAAUGAACUGGAUGAAGCUCAGCAGAGAGAGCUUUAUGAAGAGCUCCAGGCCAUGAACUUUGAGGAGCUGGACUUCUUUUUCCAAAAAGCCAUGGAAGGAUUCAGCCAGACAUCUGACAAAGUGGAUGCCCGAAUGGAACCUGUACCUCGAGAGGUGUUGGGCAGUGCCACCAGGGAUCAAGAUCAGCUCCAUGCCUGGGAAAGUGAAGGUCUUUUCCAGAUUUCUCAGAACAAAGUAGCAGUGCUUCUUCUCGCUGGUGGGCAGGGGACAAGACUUGGUGUUGCAUAUCCAAAGGGGAUGUAUGAUGUUGGUCUGCCAUCCCAUAAAACGCUUUUCCAGAUUCAAGCAGAGCGUAUCCUGAAGUUACAGCAGUUAGCUGAAAAAUAUCAUGGCAACAAAUGCAGUAUUCCAUGGUACAUAAUGACUAGUGGCAGAACAAUGGAAUCUACGAAGGAAUUUUUUGCAAAGCAUAAGUACUUUGGUUUGAAAAAGGAAAAUGUAAUCUUUUUUCAGCAGGGAAUGCUGCCUGCGAUGAAGUUUGAUGGGAAAAUUAUUUUGGAAGAGAAGAGCAAAGUUUCUAUGGCUCCGGAUGGGAAUGGUGGUCUUUAUCGGGCUCUUGCAGCUCAGAAUAUUGUGGAAGAUAUGGAACGAAGGGGCAUUUGGAGCAUUCAUGUCUAUUGUGUUGACAACAUAUUAGUAAAAGUGGCAGAUCCACGGUUCAUUGGAUUUUGCAUUCAAAAAGGUGCAGACUGUGGAGCAAAGGUAGUAGAGAAAACAAACCCCACAGAACCAGUUGGAGUGGUUUGCCGCGUGGAUGGCGUGUACCAGGUGGUGGAAUAUAGUGAGAUUUCCCUGGCAACAGCACAGAAACGAAGCUCAGACGGACGGCUGCUGUUUAAUGCAGGGAACAUCGCCAACCAUUUCUUCACUCUACCAUUUCUGAGAGAUGUAGUCAAUAUCUAUGAACCUCAGUUGCAGCACCAUGUGGCUCAAAAGAAGAUUCCAUACGUGGAUUCCCAGGGAUGCUUCAUUAAGCCAGACAAACCAAAUGGAAUAAAGAUGGAAAAAUUUGUCUUUGACAUCUUCCAGUUUGCAAAGAAGUUUGUAGUGUAUGAAGUAUUGCGGGAAGAUGAGUUUUCCCCACUGAAGAAUGCAGACAGCCAGAAUGGGAAGGACAACCCUACUACUGCAAGACACGCUCUGCUGUCUCUCCACCACUGCUGGGUCCUCAAUGCAGGCGGCCACUUCAUAGAUGAAAAUGGCUCUCACCUUCCGGCAAUCCCCCGCUUGAAGGAUGCCAAUGAUGUACCAAUCCAGUGUGAAAUCUCUCCCCUUAUCUCUUAUGCUGGAGAAGGGCUAGAAAGUUAUGUGGCAGAUAAAGAAUUCCAUGCACCUUUAAUCAUUGAUGAGAAUGGAAUCCACGAGCUGGUGAAGAAUGGUAUAUGA
Messenger RNA from Elephantulus edwardii (Cape elephant shrew), 1756 nucleotides. RefSeq names its product UDP-N-acteylglucosamine pyrophosphorylase 1 (gene UAP1). Bases 245 to 1756 code for a protein of 503 amino acids. NCBI's taxonomy places the organism in Eukaryota, Metazoa, Chordata, Mammalia, Macroscelidea, Macroscelididae. The record is from RefSeq and is a predicted model, not a curated record. Gene Ontology annotation, molecular function: UDP-N-acetylglucosamine diphosphorylase activity. The transcript is spliced from 10 exons. Gene Ontology annotation, biological process: UDP-N-acetylglucosamine biosynthetic process.